GCAAAAUGGCACAUUUACCUUCUAUUUGUGGUUAUCGAUUUUAAAGUGUUUGUCUAUUUUUUUUUUUUAAAUAGUCACGAAUAACAGUUUUGUUGGGCGGUUCUUGAAGCGUUGUUUGCAAUGUAACGAAUGAUUCACUUGGAAAAUUAACAAGAUCACAGCGAGCCAAGGACUUAAAUUGGAAGGAGGUUCAUGAAAUUUCAGCAGUUUCCGAGGUAGAUGGACACAAGGCUGGAGAAAAGAUGCCAUUUUUAAACUAGACAAUGUCGUUACAAGCUUCAGAUAAAGGGGAUCUUGGCGGACAUAAUCAGAAAAUGGAGGGUGAUGUUGAACUCACACAGAAGAGUGAACCUCAAAGUCCUACAGAAAGUGACAGUUUGACAGCUUCCGUUUGUUGCUGCUCGGAUUUUUAUUUCCCCAGAAGGUACAUUGUGACGAUCUUAGCGACGCUUGGAAUGGUUGUUGUAUAUUGUAUGAGAACAAACGUUGGAAUUACCAUGAUAACUAUUUUGGAUGAAGAAGCUCAUAUGAAAGUCGGAACACAACAAGCUAAAUGGAAUCUCCCUACUGUAGAAUGGAACACAAGAAUGGCUGAGCUUCUCCACAGUUUGUUCUAUAUCGGUUUCUUCCUGUCUCAGUUACCCUCUGGGUACCUCACCACAAAGUGGCCAUGUCACAAAACAUUUGGUGCCUGUAUACUAUUUUCGGCCUGUCUGAACGUUCUACUUCCGGUCAGUAUAGAACAUUUGGGAUACACGAUCAGCUGCGUCAUCAGAUUUUUCCAGGGAGCCGGGGAAGGCUUUCUUUAUCCAGCAGUCUAUGGCGUACUACGUCACUGGACGACAGCCAAUGAAAGGGGGCGUCUUGUGGCAGCCGUUCUGACAGGGACAUAUACCGGUGCCAUCGUAGGAUUCCCCAUAAGUGGAUUUAUUACUCACUACAUUUCAUGGGAAUACGUCUACUAUGUGUCGAGCGGUAUGUGCAUUCUGUGGUAUUUUGCGUGGUUAUGUUUUGUCUUUGAGAAACCAUCACAUGACACAUCAAUUAGCCAAUCGGAAUUCGAUUAUAUUUUAAAGAACCAAGGGGAAUAUACUGUAGAAUACGAGAAUUUAAAAGUACCAUACCGGCAGAUUCUGACGUCAUUACCCGUAGUCUCUAUAUGUUUGUGCCAUUUUGCCAGAAAUUGGGUCAUUAUUUUACUCCUGACCAAUGAGCCGUAUUAUCUCAGUAUGUUUGGUUUUAGCGUUGCCGAAAAUGGCGUGUAUUCCUCGAUCCCACACGUGCUUCUGGUUCUAUGCACGUUCACCAGCGGGUACAUUGCGGACUUCCUUCAGCUGAAUCCCAAGUAUUCCACCACCUUUAUCCGGAAACUGCUGACAGGGAUAGGUUUUAUAUUACAAGGCGCCUGCUUUUUCGUGUUGACCCUCCUUCAGACAGGGGCAUCCGUUCUUGUUGUUCUUUCGUUAGCCAUGGGCUUCUUUGGCCUUUCUGUCUCCGGGUGGCAGGUAAACUAUUACGACCUUUCCAGUCGCUAUGCCAACAUCAUAGUGAGUGUGUCGUCAUCCUUCGCUGCUUUGGCGGGAGUGAUCACUCCACUUGUUGCCGGAGAAUUUUUGUCUCCAAAUAGUUUGAGGGGAUGGAACUUCACUUUUUACGUCACAGGGGCAAUAGUACUAUUUGCUGCCUUGGUGUUUUUAGUUUUUGGAUCAGGUGAGGAGCAGCCCUGGGCUAAUCCACCGGAUGGUAUUGUGUUAAUACAGAAAGUCGAUCCACUUGCCCGAAAGCCAUAUACGAUAGAAAGUAAUGAUAAAGUGCCAAGUAAACAAGAACCUUCAAACAAAGACAAUAUAUUUUUGGACCCCACACCCGAACAAAUUAACAAAGUCGUUAAUAGGAUGUCAACAGCGGCCAAAAAAGAUAGAUAAUGCAUUUCUACGUACUGUCUAGACACAUGUCUGUGCUUUCUUUCAUUUACACUGAAAAGGGUGUGAGAUAAUGAUUUGAUGUCUUUCAUUAUUUACCUUCAUUGUUGUAUUAUGACGUUACUAUUGUGACGUAACACUUUUUCUAUCGAUUUUGUCUAUGACGUCAUCUAUGUAUCUGAGUCAUUAGCAACAUAGUGUCAUGGGUUAGAUCUAGAAAGUAUGUCUUUUUCCAAUCUCACGACAAAAAAGGAAGUAGAUGGUGAAAGUAAUUACCCUUGCCAAGGAUGUGAACCUCCAAAAAAUACACCGAGGCCAGAAAAGCCAAAGAACUCGGGAAACCGAAAGGAAAUAAAUACAAAAUUUGAAUAUGAAACUUGUUCACGACUUAGAGAUGAAAAAGGAAAUGCUGCCAUAAUAUCUUGCUCUAUGGAGAAAAAUUAUUCGACACAAAAAAAUUCUUUACAUUCUUUGGAAAAUGCAGAACUUCUUAUUAAUGAAUAUGAUGGUCUAGAGGGGAAACACAAUAACAGUAGCUCUGCUGAUGCGUUAAAAGAAUCUUCAGAAAACCAAAUUAAUUGUAGAAAACAGGAGAAAAAUGAAUACCGAGAAGAAGCAAAACAAGAACACACCAACUCCCCUACUGCUCCCGAUGUUUUACAGGAGUUCGCUUCUGUCAGAGACGAAGAAGAAAACGUGGUACCAAAAGUAUCCAAACAGAGAAUGAGGAAAAGGGGAAAGGAUUUACUUCGCCCGAUAAACAAGAAGGUAAAAAUGAAAAAGUUACCAAUCAAAGAACUAGGAACCCUGAAACAGGAUGGGGAAACUAUUUUUGGUGGAAUAUUUCGAUUGCACGUAUGUAAUAAACAAGAGGGGAAACGUCUGGAAAAACUGAAGAAGAAAAAGAAAUGUAAAGUACAUAAAGUACCGCUCGGUAACGCCACGGAAGACGAUGUGCCAGAGAAGUGGUUUGGUAAAAAAGUGUGGAAUACACUCUGUCACUAUCCUCAGCUCGGCUCGCACGCCAGGGAGGAAUAUUAUCGCCGAAUAAUUAAGUGGAGGAAAGGCUUUGCUUCAGAUGUUAAUAAUGAUGAAUGUAUUCUGUGUGACAUUCAGCAAGUUACACCUAAACCGUUAUUCAAGGAUAUCGAUACGAUAAAUUACAGCCAUGAUUUCUAUGAAAGAUUUUCUCGGCAAUCUCGAAAUACCGCUUCGUCCUCUACGCCUGUCGCAGAGGAAGAAAUGAUCUUUAAACACAGGUCUCCUCCUCCCGUUCCGCCAACCUCUUCUGUAGGAUCCACCCCCGUAUCUCCAGUCCCUAGACGGUACUCUAAUAUCGUGUCACCUUGUAAAAUGACAAAGUCUUCUCCACAAAAAAUGUUAAGAGAGAAGUCUUUGACAAAUUAUGUAUCCCCAAAAGAUACUCCUAACAUUGAAUUUACAGAGGGUUUUUAUCUUCAAAGGUCAAAGUUUAUUCACGAAAAGUGUGCACCAAAUAUUCCACCGGUUCGAUGGGCCCCCGAGAGAAAUCCAAGUAGAAUUGACUUUCUCUAUCGGCGAAACGGCUUUAAAGCUUGCUUAACAAAGAAGGAGACGACUACAGGGAACACAGUCAACAUUCCUCCAAUUCAGAAAUUUGCGGUAAAAGAUCUCGGAGUGACGUAUGUCCUACCUGACUCCAAUCAAAAUCUCGCUGAACGUCACGUGAGCAUACCCAAGUGCUACACGUACAGUCCCAGGUCUCCAUGGAAACCAAAGAGGACAGAUUCAGUCCCCGCCUCGAUUCCGCCCAUUCAUAGAGGACCAACAAACCGAGUGUCUCUCAGCUAAGGUCGCUAUUAGGGUCAGCUUCAUAAUGGUUUAAAAUCAUUGCGUUCUCAUGUAUUUUCAAAUAUGAUUAAAGUAAGCAAGCGUUUUAAAAAAGGAAAUUAUUCGCAAUUAAUCUUUUAAAAGAUUUUUUGUAUCAUUAAGUCAUUUCUUGCCUAAUAAUACCUUCAAUUCCUCCAUUUUUUUCUCAGUGACAUUUAUAUCUUUUAUUGCAUUACAUGUGUGAAUUGCUCACAAAUAAAACCCAAUACUUUUUAACUACAGUGUAUGCUUCGUAGAAAAUAUCGUUGACAUUAAAAAGAUAUGUUCUGAAUA
Saccostrea cuccullata (small rock oyster) is the source of this 4064-nucleotide messenger RNA. RefSeq names its product vesicular glutamate transporter 2-like. The record is from RefSeq and is a predicted model, not a curated record. Gene Ontology annotation, molecular function: L-glutamate transmembrane transporter activity; neurotransmitter transmembrane transporter activity. Lineage: Eukaryota; Metazoa; Mollusca; Bivalvia; Ostreida; Ostreidae. The coding region runs from base 264 to 1925 and encodes 553 amino acids. Gene Ontology annotation, biological process: monoatomic anion transport; neurotransmitter loading into synaptic vesicle; transmembrane transport. Gene Ontology annotation, cellular component: excitatory synapse; synaptic vesicle membrane. The transcript has 13 exons.